AGUAAACAAUAUUAUCCCCCUACAUAUACACAAACACUAGAAAAGAAAAAAUGAAGAAAGUGAACUGUGCGUCAUACUUAAGAGACGACGAUGAUGACAAUAUUAGUCCAGCGGGAUUUCCAAGAAUGAUUCUCAAUCUUCCCAAGCCAAGUGCUAGUUCCAGCCAUAAUCGUCGUCGCUUUGUUGUAGAUUCUUCAGAAAGCGAAGAUGAAGGACAUGCUCAUCAGUGGUAUAAGCAUAGCAAUGCUCUUGCUCAACUUCAACCCGUGAAUGAUAUUUCACAGCUUCUAAGAAUGAUGCUCAACCUCAAGCCAGGUGCUGGUACUGGUCGUCCCCAACUAACUCUUAACCCUAAUCGUCGCCCUGUUGUGGACUCUUCAGAUACUGAUGACGAAGGCCUGACUCACCACUACAUGCAGAUAAAGCACUUUAGCCAUCCACAUGCCUUGAACAAGUAUGACAUCCAACAAUACUCCGAAACCAACUGCAAGGUCUGUGGCCUGCAACUUGUUGGCUCGGCUUAUGGUUGUCAAAGCUGUCAAUUUUAUCUGCAUGCAUCGUGCUUCGAUCUUCCUCGGAAGAUCCAGCACGGUGCACACCUAGCACAUCCUCUGACACUUCGAUACCCAUCCUACUACAAGCACUGUGGGAAGGUCUGUAACGCUUGUCGUGAACAGAUACGAAGUUUUAUGUACUGCUGUGAUCUCUGCAGUUUUGACCUUCAUGUCACUUGUGCCACCUUAUACAGCAUCGCGAAGAGAGCUGAUACAUCGAAGGACAGUCUUACACUUUAUUACUCGUUUCCUGUCAGUGACAGUAACAAUACUAUGCCUUGGGUCGCGCGAUGCAACGUUUGUAACAAGAAGGUGUCUAAGGAAGGUUGGUUGUAUUACAGCAAGGAUACUGGCUAUAUUGCACAUAUUAAAUGUGCUAAGGGUGCUGAAGGUGGCCCUCCUCGGAUCAAAGAGAGGCUUAAUUUGCUUAAACUUAAGUAGAAGAAAUUAAGUAUAUGUAUGUGUGUGUGGCUGAUUCAGUGCUCGAAAAUAUAGGACUCAUAUUUGGGGGUUAAUAUGCAUGUCUGCAAAAUCCUCAUGUGUGACUUUAAUUAAAAUAAGGUUUCUAGCACUAGCAGCUAUGGAA
Messenger RNA from Lycium ferocissimum, 1140 nucleotides. Its product is annotated as protein VACUOLELESS GAMETOPHYTES-like. Lineage: Eukaryota; Viridiplantae; Streptophyta; Magnoliopsida; Solanales; Solanaceae. The coding region runs from base 51 to 995 and encodes 314 amino acids. The transcript has a single exon. The record is from RefSeq and is a predicted model, not a curated record.